AUGGCGCAUAGUGGUGGUGUUUUAAGUUCGGAUAUAUCUCGAAGGAAUCCACAAGAUGAGUACGAGCUGGUGCAACGGAUUGGUUCGGGCACCUAUGGCGAUGUAUACAAGGCCAAACGCCUCAACGGCAACGGUGAGCUUGCUGCCAUCAAGGUGAUAAAGCUGGAGCCGGGUGAUGACUUCGCCAUCAUCCAGCAAGAGAUCCUCAUGAUGAAGGACUGCCGACAUCCAAACAUCGUCGCUUACUACGGGUCCUAUUUAAGACGGGACAAGCUAUGGAUCAGCAUGGAGUAUUGCGGCGGUGGCAGCUUACAGGACAUUUACCACGUGACUGGUCCACUGACAGAGUUGCAAAUCGCCUACAUGUGCCGCGAGACCCUCACCGGCCUCUCGUACCUUCACAGUAUGGGCAAGAUGCAUAGAGAUAUAAAGGGUGCUAACAUUUUGCUUACGGAGUGCGGCGACGUGAAACUGGCGGAUUUCGGCGUGUCGGCUCAGAUAACGGCAACCAUCAACAAGAGGAAGUCGUUCAUCGGGACGCCAUAUUGGAUGGCGCCUGAGGUGGCCGCAGUGGAGAGGAAGGGUGGUUACAACCAGCUGUGUGAUAUCUGGGCCUGCGGGAUAACGGCCAUUGAACUGGCAGAACUCCAACCGCCAAUGUUCGAACUGCACCCAAUGAGAGUGCUGUUCCUCAUGACCAAAUCCGGGUUCAAGCCUCCGCAACUGAAAGAGAGAGAGCGCUGGUCCCAGGUCUUCCACUCCUUUCUGAAGUUGGCGCUCACGAAAAAUCCCAAGAAGAGGCCCACCGCUGAUAAAUUACUGCAGCACGCGUUCUUCCAACAAGACAUGAGCAAGCGCUUAGCGAUAGAACUUCUGCAGAAGUACUCCAAUCCACCCAGCCACUGCAGCAGUCAGGAGUUAGAUGAAGAUGGGGCUUUAUCGAACGUACCGCAACGCAUCGCGUCCAAGCACACGGGUCGUGGCCGACGACUCAUGGAGCCGGUCGUGUCGGUGUCGUCGCGUCCCCGCAGCCUGGCCGAGAGGGCUCCUCUCAAGCCGCUCAAGCCAAACCUGUGCCGGCCUGCUUCACUGCUCGACGACACGACACCGACACGACUGGGCGACGCGACGGACACGCGACGACUGUAUGACGACUCGCCCGUUGUCGACCUGGACGCGGACGACGAGCUGGGCUUGCGCGUGAUCAACUUCAGUGCAGACGUGAGCAGGAGCUGCGACGGCGACACCGUCAAACGGAACCAAUUCCACCGACAAACGAGCGACGACUGGAGUGUAGCGUCUCUUAUGAGUUGUCCAAAACACAACCCUCUAUCUCAGGACCUGCAAGAUCUCACCACCGACAUUUUGCCAACGAGCGAAAACAAGUGGUGUCGGGUGAUCACGGGUGAUGAUAUUAUGAGAAUGAGUCUGAGGAGCCUCUUGCAAUAUAUUGACGAAGAGUUGAUGCUCAGGGCAACACUACCGUUGACAGCUGAAACGGCGAACAUGACACAGGGUAGUUCUGCGCUAUCAAUACACGAUCAACAUUUGUCGCAAUGCAUUCAGUUAAAGCAGAACUUUUUGAAUAGCUCCACAACCAAUAUAUACCAAAGUCUGACGUCGAAUUUCCAAAGCCCCAUCGGAGCAUCACGUGUUUCGAUAGACGAUCCGUUGUGUAGAAAAAUGGGCGACACGGAUAUAAUGUACGCGGACCAGCCAGAAAGCGAGGUUGCGUUAGAAUCUACACAAGUUAGGAACGCAAAUUGUGAGUGCGGUCUUUGCCCAAAACCGGAGCCGAGGGAUAACAACACUUUAAGCGAUUUACAACGCUCCGUCGCUUCGAAGUGCUCGUGUGACGCUUGCAACUCAAACGGCGAUAUACUCAGCUACUACAGGAACUGUUCGAAUCAGAAUCAGGAAUCGGGGAUCGUCUACUGUGAUACGUGUAAAAAGCAAAAGAUCUCGGUUUCAAACUUUAGGGCUCUGCAAAUCGCGAACCGUUUGCGGAUAUCAGACACGGACAAGGUCGAAAAUGGAGGGACUUCCGACGAGGACUUGUGUAGGAGAAUCGAUAUGAGUUUAAAUAUGGAGGAAAAGUCCUAUGAACAUAGGAAAAGACACAAUAGGCACAACUCUGACACCGUGACAGCGGGUAUAGACUUAAGUCAAUUUUGUCAAUGCGAGUUGGAGAAGAGAAAAACGUCUUCCGUAGAUGAAAUAUUCAAGAUGGUGGAUGAAGUAAGAGAUGGGAAGGAGUUGACGGUGGAUGAUACUAAAAGCACUCAAAGGCAAAGAAGUCUGUCGGACAGUCAGAGGGACAAAGCCAAAGUAGACGCUGAAGCGGGCGCUGCGGGCGGAGUGCCGCCGGUGCCGCCGCGGCGCGCGCGGUCGCGGCGCGCGCACACGCCGCCGCGGCCGGCGCCCAACGGGCUGCCGCCCACGCCCAAAGUCCACAUGGGGGCCUGCUUCUCCAAGGUUUUCAACGGAUGUCCGCUAAGGAUAAACUGUACGGCGUCUUGGAUACACCCGGAUACAAGGGAUCAACAUAUUUUAAUUGGCGCGGAAGAAGGUAUUUAUACGCUGAAUUUAAACGAACUGCACGAAACUGCCAUGGACCAGCUGUGUCCGCGGCGAACCAUCUGGAUGCAUGUCAUCAAGGAUGUGCUAAUGUCACUCUCCGGCAAGACGCCGUCGCUGUACCGGCACGAGCUGCUGGCGCUAGCUGGAAGUGCGCGCGGCGGCCGCUCGCUGCGCGCGCUGGCGCCGCGCCUGCUGCCGCGCCGCCUCGCGCCCAGCACGCGCGUGCCCGACACCAGAGGUUGUAUGCGGUGUGCGGUGUCGCGCAAUCCGUACAACGGGUACAAGUACCUGUGCGGGGCCACGCCGGCGGGACUCUUCCUCAUGCAGUGGUACGACCCGCUCAGGAAGUUCAUGCUGCUCAAGAACAUCGAAUGUGUUCUCCCCACUCCGUUGUCGGCGUUCGAACUGAUAAUCACACCAGAGCUGGAGUACCCGCUGCUGUGCAUCGGAGCUACAAGGAAACCUCUAAGGCUUAACCUGAUCAACAUUAACUCUGGUUCGACAUGGUUCCACUCCGACGAGCUGGAAGUGUGUGUGGGGGGCUCGAAUACGGUGAUCCCAAGGCCAGAGAGACUUCACACUCUGAAGGCUGUUCACCAACUUAACAAGGACGCGGUGCUAGUCUGCCACGAGAACAUGGUGGACAUAAUUCCAGUGCUCCCGACCUUGGAGCGACGGAGGCCUGAAGAGGAGAAGCGGAAGACUAAGCUAGUUUCGAGGAUACAGUUCGAUUUCCACAUAGAGAGUAUAUUAUGCUUAGCGGACUCAGUGCUCGCGUUCCACCGGCACGGAGUACAGGGCCGGUCAUUACGCAAUGCGGACGUCACCCAGGAGAUCACGGAUCUCUCCAGAGCAUAUCGCCUACUGGGAAACGAUAAGGUUGUGGUAUUAGAGUCGCACACAUUGCACAAUACCCUAUCUAGCGAAGAUGGCAACGAUUUGUACAUCCUUGCCGGUCACGAGGCUUCAUAUUGA
This is a messenger RNA of Parnassius mnemosyne (clouded apollo), 3555 nucleotides long. NCBI's taxonomy places the organism in Eukaryota, Metazoa, Arthropoda, Insecta, Lepidoptera, Papilionidae. The record is from the annotation of a GenBank genome assembly.